UGUUUGAUUAUUCAGGUCUGGCUCAUGGCCACAGAACACGGAAGUAGCGUUCGGAUAACGAAUGUAUCGCCGAUUGUUCGAGUGCCAGCGGCCUUCUGAUCACCUGUCUGCAGUUCAUAUUCAAGAACAAUGCGUGUCCUUCAGGUGUCAAGCUCUCCACGGAUCCAGGCACUGUUGACCAGCGCAUCCUCAGGCCUAGAAGGCUUCAAAGCUCACGCUGUCUUCCAGGAGAUCAAUAAAAAGCUGCAUGAGGAUGGAGAGCAGUUUGUGAAGAAGAUCGGAGGUGUGUUUGCCUUCAAGGUGAAGGACGGGCCGGACGGAAAGGAAGCCACCUGGAUCGUUGACGUUAAGAAUGGAAAAGGCUCCGUUCACAAUGAUGCCGAAAAGAAAGCAGACUGCACUAUUGCCAUGGCUGACUCUGACCUGCUAGACCUCAUGACUGGAAAGAUGAAUCCACAGACUGCGUUCUUUCAAGGCAAACUGAAGAUCACUGGAAACAUGGGCAUGGCCAUGAAACUUCAAAACCUGCAGCUGCAGCCAGGCAAGGCCAAGCUGUAAGAGGCGGAGUCAAGCUCAAAGAGGGCGGAGUCUUGAGUAGCUCCUCCCAUAGAGUUCACUCUAUUAGAGUAGCUGCACAGGAGUCAGAGACCGAAUGUGUUUCUGCGCUGUAGUGUUCAGCCUCUUUCUAACAAGGGAAAGUGAUAGUUCACCCAGAAAUAAAAUGGUCAUCGUUUACUCACCGUCGUUUCCCAUAAAAGUAGUCCAUAUUACUUGCAAAAACUGAUUUCUUCCUCAGUAUUUUUUCUCGCUUUCCAGAACAAAUAUCUAAACAUUCUUAAGUCAAGAUACAUUUACUUGAAAAGCAUAGUUUUUCAGAAAACAAGACUUUAAAAUAAGAAAAAGUAUCUGCCAAUGGGGGUCAGAAAAAUAAACUGAAUUUAAAUGAAAAACAAGAUAAUUUUUAUUACCAUUGCUGAUUUUCACUUAAUUUUGAUACAUUUUUCAGAAAAUAAAACAUGUCAUUUGGCUUCUCAAGUUAUUGCAUCUUAAUUUAAGAAUUGUUUGAUAUUAGUACUGGAAAACGACUAUAAAAUAAACUGAGGAAGAAAGACUUUUUUGCAGUACAGUCUUCUGAGACAAACGAAAGAUGUUAUGAACAGUCAUAUGGGUUUGGAACAACAUGAAGGUGAGUGAAUGAUGCCAGAAUCUGUUUUUUGGGUGAAUUAUUUAAUUAUGAAUCACUGAUAGAUACUGAUAAGUACUAUUUAAUUAAUACUGUUCUUAUCAAGACCGAUUUGAUAUCUUUGAUACGGUUUUCCUUUGACUGGCACCCAUAACGGUUUCAAUUAUAUGUGUGUGUGGAUCAAUUUCCCAAAAGCCUACCUGUGGUUUUAAAAAUUGUGUUUUUUGCUCUGAAAUGGUUUAUUGGAAGUGAGACCUGGUGUAAAGUGGCUGCAGUGUGUGUGUGUGCCUAACUCAAAACUAUCAACACACACACUGCAUGGUGUUGGGCUUUGAGGGAUGGAUGUGUUGUUAAAAUGUACGACAACAUUGAAAUUCUUUCUCUUUCAUCUUUAUAGUUAUUCUUCUUGGUUUAUUCUGUUUUACUGCUUUGAUAAAAACAGACAGCAAUUAUAAAUAUGUCCAUCAAAUCAGUGCAUUGAUAUAUUUGAUAGUAUCCUUCAGGUGUUAUUGGAGCAUCGUUUCAUGUGUGUCUCUCAAGCACGUCAGUGAAUGCUAAAAUACUUUUGUACUAAAUAAACUUAAUCUUUCUCAUGAAAA
Molecule: messenger RNA, 1782 nt
Organism: Ctenopharyngodon idella (grass carp)
Lineage: Eukaryota; Metazoa; Chordata; Actinopteri; Cypriniformes; Xenocyprididae
Gene: scp2b
Product: sterol carrier protein 2b
Exons: 5
Coding region: 130-558 (142 amino acids)
Cellular component (GO): cytosol
Source: RefSeq, a predicted model, not a curated record